Cololabis saira (Pacific saury) is the source of this 910-nucleotide messenger RNA. RefSeq names its product heparin-binding EGF-like growth factor a (gene hbegfa). Gene Ontology annotation, biological process: epidermal growth factor receptor signaling pathway; positive regulation of mitotic nuclear division; positive regulation of cell population proliferation. Lineage: Eukaryota; Metazoa; Chordata; Actinopteri; Beloniformes; Belonidae. The record is from RefSeq and is a predicted model, not a curated record. The transcript is spliced from 5 exons. Bases 177 to 896 code for a protein of 239 amino acids.
AUAGAGGCGCUCCAACUUCCCAAUUACGCACAAGAGUGACGCGCAGGCGGGGGCUAAAUCCACCACACACACAACGGGGAAAAUAAGGAAUACUUAGAGCCGUGGCACAAGGAAUUACACCGUCUCGGUCAUCAUCUUUGAAACUCUGUGCUUGUUUUUGGUUCUCCUGUGGAAGUAUGGACAUCGUGAGGACUUUCCCCGUUGCGCUCCUGCUGCUCUCCGCCUUGGUGGUGCCCAGACUGGCCAGUGGUGCUGCAGUGGACAGGUAUGAGAGUGACAGGCAGCGGCACACAUCCGUCAUCAACCUCCUAGGCACAACCAGAAACCAGAGGGAGGAGGAGGACCACAGGAGCGGUCCCACCACAGUAGAGUAUGCUCACGGAGGUCAGGAGGAGGACUACGAUGAGGAAUACUACUACGAUGCCGAGUAUGAGGAUGGCCUGUCUGGAGAAUAUGAGCUGGAACUGCCUCGAGUUGCCAUGUCAAGCAAACCCAGAGACCCAUCGUCCAUCUUAGAGGCUGGUACCACUGAAGAAAAAAGGAGAAGAAAGGGAAGAAAGAAGGGCAAAGGCAAGGGGAAGAAGAGGAACCCCUGCUUGAGGAAGUUUAAGGAUUACUGCAUUCAUGGCACCUGCCACUACCUGAGGGACAUCCACGCCCCAUCCUGUGUGUGCCGCCAGGAUUACUCCGGUAAAAGAUGUGAGUUUUUCAUUCUGCCUUCGCAGAGCAAGGAGGGCUACAGCCGGAGUACGGCUCUGGCCGUGGUGGCGGUGGUGCUGUCGUGCGUCUGCCUCACAAUCAUAGGCCUCUUAUUGAUGCUCAGGUUUCACAAGCGGGCGUCGUAUGACGUAGAGAGUGAGGAGAAGGUCAAACUGGGCCUGGCGUCCAAUCACUGAGGAGGCAAACAGAG